UUCAUAUUUAAUUCUUCACUUCCAUAGUAUUAUUAUUAUUCCACAAACAUGCACAGAACUUACUCCUUAAGAUCCCAAAGGGCUCCAACUGCCGCUCAAUUGCAAUCUCCACCACCACCAACUUCUUCUACCAAGUCUAGAUUUUUCGGUAAGGGUUCAAUUUCUCACUCUUUCAGAAAGUCCACUGCUGGUGCUUUGGGACCUGAAUUGAGUAGAAAAUUGGCUCAAUUGAUUAAGAUGGAAAAGAAUCUUAUGAGAUCCAUUGAAAUCACCGCUAGAGAAAGAAAGGAUGUUGCUAAGCAAUUAUCUGUUUGGGGUGAAGCUAAUGAUGAUGAUAUUUCUGAUAUUACCGACAAGUUGGGUGUUUUAAUCUAUGAAAUUGGUGAAUUGGAAGAUCAAUUCAUUGACAGAUAUGAUCAAUACAGAAUUACUAUCAAGUCUAUUAGAGAUAUUGAAUCUUCUGUUCAACCAUCAAGAGAAAGAAAGCAAAAGAUUACCGACCAAAUUGCUUACCUUAAGUACAAGGACCCUCAAUCUCCAAAAAUCAAUGUUUUAGAACAAGAAUUAGUCAGAGCUGAAGCUGAAUCUUUGGUUGCUGAAGCUCAAUUAUCUAAUAUUACUAGAGAAAAGUUGAAGACUGCUUUCAACUAUCAAUUUGACUCUACUAGAGAACACGCUGAAAAAAUCGCAUUGAUUGCUGGUUACGGUAAGGCUUUGUUGGAAUUACUCGAUGAAUCUCCAGUUACUCCAGGUGAAACUAGACCAGCCUAUGAUGGUUAUGAAGCAUCCAAGCAAAUCAUUAUUGAUGCUGAAAAUGCUUUAGCUUCAUGGACUUUUGAUUCUGCUGUAGUUAGACCAACUUUGUCCUUGGCUGCUCAUGAAGAUUAUGAAGAAGAUGAUUUGGUUGAAGAAACUGAAAACUUGCACGUCACCGAACAACAAUGGGAAGACGAACAAAAGGCUACUGCUUAAAUGUAGUAGAUUAAUGUAAGUUGUAGUAGAAAAGAUGAUGAGGACAAAGAAAAAAAUGAAGAGAUAUUAAAAGG
Messenger RNA from [Candida] anglica, 1046 nucleotides. NCBI's taxonomy places the organism in Eukaryota, Fungi, Ascomycota, Pichiomycetes, Serinales, Debaryomycetaceae. The record is from the annotation of a GenBank genome assembly.